GCGUGCGUGGACUGCGUGGGGCUCGCUCGGGCCGUUGAUCGGCCGUUCGCUUCAGGUUCGUGUCGAGUCGGCGGAGUCGUUCUCCGGACGUGUGCUAGUUUGGUGCUGGUUGCGUGUGUCGACCGUUAUUCCGUUUUCGUAUUUGUAAGGUGUAGUAUAAUAAUAUACACACCACCGAAAGCAUCCAACGUGUAUCAAGAGCUUCAUGGUUGAUUUGUUGCGUUCGGUUGUAUGACUUUUCUCGGAUUUUGUAUGUGAAUAAAGCUAUGUUUAGUGAUUUGUGACCAAGUUCGCGGCGCGUUUCGGGAAAACAAAUUUCGUACGGUGGUGGAUAUUUUGUGCGUGAAUGAACGUCUUCAAUCAUCCGCUUGGAUUAAUCAUCAGCACAGCGCCUGUUUUUCGUAUUCGUCGACUGUGCGCGCGAAGCACGGGAAAAACGAACGAGUGAUGAGAAAAGAGAGGUGGAAUAAUGUCACACACUCGCAUAGGAGAGAACGUGAUUAGCGACUUGAACGUUGAAGCAUCCACCUCGUCGGCUGGUGCAAGCUCCAGCGUUGGGUUCAAUGCCGGUGCGACAUACACGUUUCCGGAUGUGGUCGGACGGGCAGUAGAGGUACGCGGACACGCGAGAAGUGCGAGUCAUGGCGAUGGUGCGAGGACGGCUGGAAGCGGCGGCAUUGCCCGCCCCAGUGCACUCAAAUCGGCCCGUGGCCACCAACGUGCUUUCUCUCAGGGGCAGAUCUCUGGCUCGGAGGCAGCAGGGGGGAGUGGGGCAACACGACCUGGACACAGUCGUGUCGGAUCUAAGACGGAUUUUAUCUUACCGCCUGGACACAAGGAAGUCGCUGAGAAUGCCACUGGCAGUGUCUCGAAGGCCUCUGGUAAGGGGCACUCACGGCAGGCAAGUCGCAGUGAGUCCAUCUACACAUUACGACGUUCAGCACCGCCUCCACUCUGGCGUCGUCUGGUCAGCUUCCUCAUGAGACGCACACCGCGUUAUGAGCAAGAGGAACGCUAUCGGAUCGUAGUGCCCAAUCACACUGUGCCACCGAAGACACCUCGGAAAGAACACCCCAACGGCAAGCGACCAGACAACAAGGUGCGCACCACUAAAUACACACUGCUCUCGUUUCUGCCCCGCAACCUGCUGGAACAAUUCCAUCGUGUCGCGAAUCUGUACUUUAUCUUUAUCGUCUUGCUCAAUUGGUUUCCGGCGAUAAACGCCUUUGGCAAGGAGAUAGCAAUGAUACCGGUGAUGUUUGUGCUGGGAGUCACCGCGGUCAAGGAUCUCUUCGAGGAUCGACGACGUCAUGCCAGCGACAAACGGAUAAACAACUCCACGUGUCGAAUAUAUCAAAGUGAACAUGAUCGGUACAAAAAAGUCCUGUGGAAGGAAGUGCGCGUGGGGGAUCUCAUUCAUCUGUCCAACAACGAAGUUGUGCCCGCCGACAUCCUCCUACUGCGCUCGAGUGAUCCGAACGGUUUGUGUUACAUCGAUACGGGUCAUUUGGAUGGGGAGACAAAUCUCAAGCAGCGCAAAGUUGCUAGAGGCUUUACCGAAAUGCAAGAUGUGUUUGAACCGUCCAAGUUCAAAAGCAUUAUCGAAGUGGACGCGCCAACGACCAAGAUCUACCGAUUUCAUGGUGCCAUGAUCCAUUCGUCGGGCGAACGGGUGCCUGUCGGAACGGAGAAUCUGUUGCUGCGCGAAUGCCUUUUGAAAAAUACCGACUUUGUGGAAGGUAUCGUGGUGUAUGCUGGGCAUGAAACGAAAGCGAUGCUCAAUAACGGCGGUCCGCGGUACAAGCGGUCAACGCUCGAGCGCCUUAUGAAUCAGGACGUCAUCUGGUGUGUCAUCAUCCUGUUCGUCUUGUGUCUUCUGGGCGCCAUUGGAUGCAAAGUGUGGUUGAGCGCGCAUCCGAAGCUCGAACUGCCAUUCCGGUCCGAGGACACCAAUGAUACUAGUGAAGCGUUUUUGGCAUUUUGGACAUACAUUAUUAUUUUGCAAAUUAUGAUUCCUUUGUCUUUGUACGUCACACUGGAAAUGUGUAAGAUCAUCCAGGUCUAUCACAUACACAAUAACGUGGAUUUGUACGAUCCUCUCGUCGAUAAACGCCUCGAAUGUCGAGCAUUGAAUAUCACUGAAGAAUUGGGACAGAUACAGUACAUUUUCUCGGAUAAGACGGGCACGCUCACCGAGAACCGCAUGAUAUUCCGCCAUUGCACUAUCGCUGGUAUUGAUUACAACCAUCCGCACAUGCAGGACGAUAGCAAAAGCAAGAAUACCUUGACAGUGCUUGCCAAUCCGAAAUUAGCGAUGGAUCUCAAUUAUCAGCUGGUACAGGCGGACGCGUCCAUUAACAAGCAGAUUCAUGCCGCCCGGGUGCAAGAGUUUCUCGUGUUGCUUGCAGUGUGCAAUACGGUUGUGUGUGCGCAUCAUCCGCACCACGAUCUCAUGAAUGCCAGCGGCAUCGUCGAACAGCCGCAAGGGGUGUACGAGGCGUCGCAGUCCAGCGUCAACAUCGUCGAGAUGCCCACUACUCCAAGUGCGCUUUCGGCCAACGAGUACAGCCGGCUGGAGGAAUCGCGCUCAGUGACACCCUCGCCGCCCCUUAACGCACAUCUGCAUCCCGAUCGUAAGCACGUGCCGUCGCUGAGUCCGAUCACCUCAGUUGACUCAUCGCCCACUAGCGAGCUGCCAACAACGAAGACAAUCCGGCCUAAAAUACUCACCAUCCCGUCGCUGAGCUUCCUCGGUGCGAAGCGCAACAAUCUCACCGAUGAACAGAAAUCGAAAGCGUCGCAAUCGUCCACGCCGUCGCCGCAGGACUUGAAGCCCAUAUUCGAAGCUGAAAGCCCCGACGAGUUAGCGUUGGUCGAUGCCGCAUAUACCUACCACUGUAAAUUGCUCAAGCGCACUCCGACCUCGGUUGCUGUCGAAACUGCGCGCACCGGAAAAUUAGAUUAUGAAAUAUUAAAUGUUUUACCCUUCGAUUCGACUAGAAAAUGCAUGUCCGUCAUCAUUAAGCAUCCGAUUACGAAGAAGAUCAUUCUUUACUGCAAGGGCGCCGACACAACAAUUCUGCCCAAUCUGGCAUCAGUCGAGGACGACUCUGAGGCACAGAAAUUGAUUUAUUUGACGCAGCAGCAACUGAACGCCUAUGCCAAGAAAGGUCUGCGCGUUCUGGUAAUGGCCAAACGUACGUUAUCGACGGUGGAAUAUAACGAAUGGCUGCGGAAGCACAACGAAGCGGAGGUGGCGCAGGAAAAUUUAGAAAAACGUUUAAUGGAAAGCUUUGCGGCCAUCGAGUGCCAGCUGACCCUGCUUGGCGCAACUGGCAUUGAGGACCGCCUGCAGGAAGGUGUGCCGGAGACGUUGGCCUCUCUAAUGGCGGCCGGCAUCGUGGUGUGGGUCGUCACCGGGGACAAACCCGAAACUGCCAUUAACAUCGCUUACUCGGCGAAACUCUUCUCCCCGCACAUGGAGCAGCUAAAAAUUAUGGCUCGCAGCAAGGAAGCAGCGGAGACAACCAUUUAUUUCUAUUUGAAUGAAAUUGAAAGACAGAAUCCCGAAGGGAAAGACUCUAACCACAGCAGCGGAAGCCAGAACAAGAACAAAUCGAGAGCACUUAUUGUUGACGGUAAAACGUUGACAUUUAUACUUGACAGGAGGUCGAAUUUGACGAAGCCUUUCCUAAAAUUAACGACUUACUGUAAUUCUGUGCUGUGUUGUCGAACAACCCCGCUGCAGAAGGCCUACAUCGUGAAAGUAGUGAAGGAAGAGUUGAAAAUGCGAACUUUGGCCAUUGGUGAUGGGGCUAACGAUGUCAGCAUGAUACAGACAGCCGAUAUUGGUAUUGGCAUCUCUGGCCAAGAGGGCAUGCAGGCUGUGAUGGCCGCCGACUUUUCAUUGUCGCGUUUUAAAUAUUUGGAGCGUUUCCUGCUCGUGCAUGGUCAUUGGAGUUACGACCGCUUGUCCAACAUGAUAUUGUAUUUUUUUUAUAAAAACGCUGCAUUUGUAUUCUUAAUCUUCUGGUAUCAACUUUAUUGCGGGUUUUCUGGAUCUGUGAUGAUCGACCAAAUGUACCUCAUGUUAUAUAAUUUACUUUUUACCUCUUUGCCGCCAUUAGCGAUCGGUGUCUACGAUCAAGAUGCCCCGGAGCAUAUAUUGCGUGAAAACCCACAUUUGUACGGGCGCGGACGAUUGGGAAAAGUCUACCGAACGAAUUCAUUUCUUCUGACCAUGAUUGACGCCAUCUAUCAGUCACUAACCGUGUUUUUUAUUUGCCAAGGAGUCUAUGCGGAUAGUGAAAUAGAUAUUUUGGAAUAUGGAACGGUCGUGACAACGGCCUGCAUGUUUGUGAUGUUGUUACAUGCAGCGAUUGAAACGCGCUCAUGGACAAUCAUUCAGGUGGCGAGUUUGAUAUUGUCGAUAGGUGCCUUUUACGUUUACUCCGUAUUGUACAAUUCAUUGUGCGUGAGUUGCUUCGGCCUGCCGAGUAAUUAUUGGAUCAUUCAGCAUGCGAUGAGCACCUUAAAUUAUUGGCUAGUAAUACCUUUAAGUUGUGUUCUCGCGCUGCUGCCCAGAUUUUUGUUGCGAAUUCUCCACACGGUGGUUUUCCCCGAUGAUGUGACACGGACGCUGAUGAUGCACCGACGAGCGCUGCGGAGAGGUGAGGGAUUUCUCGUAUCUUGGUCUAGAUCAACUUCGGCGUCAUCAAUCUAUCGAACCACCGAUAACAGGCAUAAGAAUAACACUUUAACGGCGGUUGGGUGAUACAAGUGUGGCAAUUUGAUGAUGGGGGACAUACUCUGUACACCUCUAGAUUGCUUGAGGCAGGCUUCCUUAUGGUAAAGCUGCAUUUUUCAAAGGCUGUGAUGCAAAUUUGUUCGAAAUUUGCUUUUAUCGUUUUAACUUGUGGUAUUUCUAUGUAUUUUAACGAAAGCCAUUUGGUUCUAUUGUCGAACACCGCUUUUUACUGAUGAUUUUGGACACAUUCACAUAUAAUGGAAAUACCGCGUGGGUGUGAACUAGUAUAGUGGGACCAACCUUAUGAAGAAUCUCUCGUCCUCGCCUAUUUCACUUUUAAUAGAAGUGCAUUACCUCCUCUUCUCAAUGUUGUCGUCCUGUUUCGAAGUACUUUUGUAUCAUUUGUUUUGCGUAACACGUGGGUAUUUUGGAUUCGGUAAACAUUAGUAUAGGACAACGUAGAAUGUGCUCAAUUACGACUUGAGUGUACGAUUAAUUAGAGCACGAAUGAGGGACAAUUCAUAGUGACAAAUUUGGAGCAUACUAAAACAAGACAAAGCUGGAGCAUAUGUGCCAUGAAUUUUUUAAGAAAAAAUUGAACUGAAGCAAACGCACUAAGUUCAUUAGACGUAAAUUAUUUUAUAGUCAUUAGAAUGUCUUGGAACAACAACAAUUGGAGCAUUGAUUACUUGUGUCCAUGAUAGCGACGAAAUCCGACAAUACGAGAAUAAACGAAUAGUUUAAUAGUUAAAUAAUGUGAAAUGUUAAUUAUUCUGAAGGAAAUUUAAAAGGAAAUAUAAAUGACGUCAAAUGAAACAUUUAUUUGUGCAUAAUUCUAUUUUUAUAACAAAUGAUUCAUGAAACAUGGUGAUGUACUUAAGAAUAUACUUACUUAUUGAGUGACAAUUCGAUAUAAUGCAAUAAAAAUAUUAUAGUUACCACAAUGAUUCUAUGCUAAGUUAUUCUUGGCGCAUGAAUUUUUGUCCAAGAUAUCGCUAUUGUUAAUUAAAUAAAAAGUAGAAGCUCUAUUGAUGUACAGAAUCGUAGUCAUAGUUAUUUUUCUUCAGUUGUUUCUUUAUGUUCAUUAAAUUGGUUAGAUUAAAUUGUAUCAGCAUAAGUUAAUUUAUAAUUUUAUACAACAGUAACUGUGAAUUGAGCACAGAUUGCAAAUAAGCUAAGAAAAUGACGAAGUGAUAAUUGUUAGUAAGAAGCAAGUGUAAGUGAGCACAACAUAUAAUUACAUUUGGAUAGUAGACAAUUUGUAAAUAUCAUAGGAUGUAAAAUGAAUAUGUGCAAAUCAGCAAGACUAGUAUGUUCCUUUAAUUUAUUAUAUUAUUACAAGUAAUGUCAGAUACAAUUAGUUAAUAACUUGCCAAACAGAAAUAAAGUUACUGUUGCAAUCAGCCAAAUGAUGGCUCAUUUAUUUUUAAAUGCGAUUAUGUUUGAGAAGAAAGCACAGACCCAAAAUAUAUGUUAAUAAUGUGGUAAUAAAUGAAGUCAAUUGUUGUCGUGAUCACCAUAAAAAUUAAAGAGAAAAUAUGUGAAAUAUGCCUUAUUAAAUCAAAUGAAAGUACGACUUACGAAGAACGCAUUAGAACCAAGCCUAUGAAUUGGAUAUGACUAUGAUGCAUAAAUUUUAGCUAACAGUUACUGCUAAAUGCUGUUGGGAAAUUAAUGAAACAUGACUAAUAUCAGACAGUGUGAUUUUAAAUGUUAUGUUUAUAUCAAAGUAUAAAUACUUGUUAAUUAUUAAAAAUAUACAGAUGAUUCACGCAUA
Dalotia coriaria is the source of this 6524-nucleotide messenger RNA. RefSeq names its product phospholipid-transporting ATPase VD. Lineage: Eukaryota; Metazoa; Arthropoda; Insecta; Coleoptera; Staphylinidae. The transcript has 10 exons. The record is from RefSeq and is a predicted model, not a curated record. Gene Ontology annotation, molecular function: ATPase-coupled intramembrane lipid carrier activity; ATP binding; ATP hydrolysis activity. Bases 470 to 4774 code for a protein of 1434 amino acids. Gene Ontology annotation, biological process: phospholipid translocation. Gene Ontology annotation, cellular component: plasma membrane.